AUGAUUACCAAAUUCAUGACCGAGAUCAAGACGAAGUUCAACCCCUUCUCCCCGGCGGCCAAGUCGGCGCGGCUCUUCCUGUCCUUCAUCCCGCCCGCGGCCCGGUCCAGCGGCAUGACCAUCAACACGACUCUGCUGCCCAGGACUUCCACGGAGCCCCCUUCGCUUCUCGUCAAGUUCAAGGAUGGCAAGGAGAUGAACCUCGAUUGCGAACGGAUGGGCAUCAAGAACCUCAUCGAGGAGGUCGAUCGACACUCUCGCGGUCUGCAGAAGCAGGCCGACUUGACCGACUAA
Molecule: messenger RNA, 294 nt
Organism: Colletotrichum karsti
Lineage: Eukaryota; Fungi; Ascomycota; Sordariomycetes; Glomerellales; Glomerellaceae
Product: putative 39S ribosomal protein L53/MRP-L53
Exons: 2
Coding region: 1-294 (97 amino acids)
Cellular component (GO): mitochondrial large ribosomal subunit
Molecular function (GO): structural constituent of ribosome
Source: RefSeq, a predicted model, not a curated record